GAUUUUUUAAAUAACUUAUCCAUCCUAGAAACUAAUUACACUACAAUUUAACCAUCUACUUGUGAUCACUCAGCUGAAAGCCUGCACCCCGAAUAUCCAAUCUCCCACUGACCCAUCCAUCAUGACAGAAGCUACCUCGCACCAGGCCUCCCUCAUAGACAAACCAUCAACUUCAAAUCAACCUCCCGAAUCGAAACAGGCCCAGUUGACAGAUCUUAUUGAAAGGGCUUCUGCUAAAGACGCCAUUAAAGACUACGAUGCGGCAGCAGAGCUUUACUCCCGGGCGACGGAGCUCCAAGCGGAGCUGAAUGGCGAAAUGUCUGUCGAGAACGCCGACUUGCUAUACUCCUACGGGAAAUCAUUAUACAAUCUUGCCGUGAGAAAAAGUGACGUCCUUGGUUCAAAAGUCGCCGGACAAGCAUCCAGUACGCCUAGGGACGGGACGCCUGGGGAUACUGUACCGAAAACUGGGAUUGGGCCGCCUAACGAGUCAAUCAUCGGCCGUGCGAUUGCGGAGGGUUCUACAGCCAAUGAGAAAGCUGCAGAAAGAAUAACUGAAGGUGCCAAACCGCCAUCAUCGUCAUUGUUUCAGUUUACAGGGGAUGGAGACUUUGAUUCGGAUUCAGAUGAUGAGAACGACGAUGAUGCUGGCGACAGAGCUCAACCGGAGGAAGAGGAGGAUGAAUUUGCGAAUGCGUUCGAAUUGUUAGACCUGUCGCGCAUACUUCUGCUCCGGAAACUGGAAAAUCUGGACUCAGAUAAUCAGGAAGAGGAGCGCAAUAUCAAGGAGCGACUUGCGGAUAUAUAUGAUUUGCAGGCUGAAAUAUGUUUGGAGGGUGAGAGGUUUGAAGACGCUGUUACCGAUUUAAGAGCUGCUUUGGAUUUGAAAACGAAACUUUUCCCAUUGGAGGACGCUAGCGUUGCCGAGUGUCAUUACAAACUCUCCCUGGCUUUGGAGUUCUCGUCAAUCGCUCCUGACGAGGAGGAUGGCCAAAAUACUACCGGGGAGAAGGUCACAAAAGUUGACAAGGAAAAGAGGGACGAAGCAGCGAAACAUAUGGAGACCGCGAUUCAGAGUUGCAAAUUAAGAAUAUCAAAGGAGCGACAGAAACUUGAAGACGUGACGGACGACGAUACUACUGACAAGAUGAAACGGAGCAUUGAUGAUGUUAAAGAUAUCGUUUCGGAUAUGGAGCAACGUCUUAUUGAACUUCGUCGACCUCCAGUGUCAAUAAAUGAACCUAGCGAAGAUUCUAAUGCCCUUAAUGGAAUCUUAAGCCAAGUACUAGGCCAAUCUUCAGCUACUGAUAAAACCUCCAUGUUGCAGGAGGCCAUGAAGGGUGCCACCGACCUUUCGUCAUUAGUCAGGAAGAAAAAAAGAACUCCAACAACAACAGCGGAAACUUCAGAUACGGCAGAGGCCUCCGGUAAGCGCCAGUUGGACCCAGAGGCCGAGACUGCGGACGAGCCGAGCCCUGGGAAAAGAGUUAGGCUAGAUGGUGAGAGUCCGGAGAAGUAAAUGGGUUUUGUUGUUUCUUUUCAUUUACGGCCGCGGGCCCCUAUACCAUCAAAAUUUCGACGUGUCUCUCGAUAUAUUAUUAUCGACUUAAUUUCGAACGCUUGAUGAAAUGAAUAAACCGUUAUACGAUACCCGGAAAUUCUGACCGAUAAAUAUUUAUGUGGCAAUUGAUACUAUCUGUUCGUAAGGAAACAAUGUAUUUUUAUUAAUUAAGAUGUAUGUAUUAAUUCUCUUUUUGAUGAUACUUAAGGCGCAUGCGGAUAGGAGAAGUUUUUCAAUUCAAAAAUGGAAACAACAACAUUGUGAGAAAAAUCAUCAGCGAGCCAGUCACUCCGUUAAUUAAGUUAGUUAAGAAAUCAAGAGUAUGGGUAUCGUUCGGUUAACUCCAGCAUUGUGGAAGCUGAAUAAGAGAGGGGAUAGCUUCGGGGGCGCCGGGAACUCCAACAAGAACAGAAACAGAUACAGAACAUGGCAGUAGGACAGAAGGAAAACCAAAGUGACGCAGAUAACAGUUCCAGCAAACCUGAAAGGACACAUGCAAACCAUGAACUCCCCCAUCCAUCACCUUUGCACCCUUGACCUAAUAAAACGGACGCCGGCCCAAAUCUCGAUCCCUCCUCCUCCGCGCCGCCAACCAGGGGUUCCACAUUCCCGAAAACAAAUCCUCACACUCCUCUUCAUCCUGGCUAUCAAACUCCACAUCAUUAUUCCCAUCCCCCGACGGCGACUUUUGCGGAUAAUAACAAACAUUACUACCAUCAUCACCACGACCAGUUGUAUCAUUAUUCUCCCAUGAAGAACAGACACUAAUCCUCUUCGUCUCCAAAAUGAAUUUCCCAACCUUGUAUUUCUGCGACUCCUCCUCCGCAGUCACAUACUUCCAGCCCAGCAGACUCCCGCAGAAACGGCAGGUGAUGUCACUAACCGUAUGCGCGCCCGUGACGAGCUGUCUCGGCAUCGGUUGCUGCGUCGCUGUGUUGGGGAGCGAGGUUCGGUGCUGCGAGGGGGUGGGGGCUGUGGAGAUUCCGUCUGCCGAUGGGUUGGCAGAGACGAGAUAGGCCCGUCCGUGCCGGCCCGUAAACCCCUUGCUGAUGAUCUGGGAUGUCAGACAUAGAUCUGCUGAGCAGCGGGAGCAGCGGAUGUAGGAUUUAUGGCCCUGCAGGAAGCCUGGUGUAUUAUUAUUAUUAUUAUUGACGGCGGCAUGAUCGCCGUCAUGCUCUGGCUCAUGCUCAUUGCAUUGAGAAGAUGGAUUUGAUGACUCUGAAAGCGAGCCUUUUGGGGUGGAUACGGUGGUUUCAUUUGAUUUCCAAAGGCGUCUGCCGAAAGGGAUGGAGGGGAGGAGGUACGUUGGGAAGAUGGAUGAUGAUGACAUCAUGUGUCUGUGAGGAUGGUUUUCUUCAAGCGAUCCUGUAGCUCUGUAGAUCCAUGUACUGCCUGACCAUGGAGAUGGCGCAGGAGAGAAAGACGGCCCGUGGUCAUCCAGAGGUCGAGGAGGCUUUACCGGUCACGAUUGUGAGUAGAGCUGUUUCUUACUACUACACAAACCUGGAUAAAUGGAUAAAUGGAUAAAUGGAGGAUCAAGCUCCCCGAUAAGGACUGAGGGCGAACUCAAUCCCCGCAGUUGGGCUGGAACGAGCCGCGGGUGAGUCAGCACGCUUAAGACACGUGAUUUAGAGCAAGGAUAGGAUAGGCGAACAGGAGCAAAAAGGAGCAAUUUAACCCAUAGCAUUGGCUAACAUUGUGUAACGCU
Messenger RNA from Blastomyces dermatitidis ER-3, 3269 nucleotides. Its product is annotated as HAT1-interacting factor 1. Bases 122 to 1519 code for a protein of 465 amino acids. NCBI's taxonomy places the organism in Eukaryota, Fungi, Ascomycota, Eurotiomycetes, Onygenales, Ajellomycetaceae. Gene Ontology annotation, cellular component: nucleoplasm. The transcript has 2 exons. Gene Ontology annotation, biological process: DNA replication-dependent chromatin assembly; CENP-A containing chromatin assembly. Gene Ontology annotation, molecular function: histone binding. The record is from RefSeq and is a predicted model, not a curated record.